Molecule: messenger RNA, 916 nt
Organism: Aspergillus sclerotioniger CBS 115572
Lineage: Eukaryota; Fungi; Ascomycota; Eurotiomycetes; Eurotiales; Aspergillaceae
Exons: 1
Coding region: 48-530 (160 amino acids)
Source: RefSeq, a predicted model, not a curated record
CCCAACCACAUCUCUCAACAACCAUCAACGAAAAGACAGUGUCCAGCAUGGCAGAAUACUCCGUCUACCUCAUCAAAACCCACCUGGCUAUACAAGACCCCGACCUGCCGUCUCCACGCUAUCAUACCACGAUCUUCGUCGAAACAGACCCCAUCACCGGGUCCGGUCACAUCCACGAAGUCGACGGCGAUAUCACCUCAAGAGAAGGGAUGCACUAUCAUAGCAGAUCUGCUCCUCGUCCAGAGACCUCUGACACAUUCUUCUCUCGAACACUGCUUGGUCACACACCCGCAGCCGGAUAUCCAGAGACAUGGGACACGGUAUUGAAAGCGGUGCCACCUCCACCACAGCAAAAGGCAUUCAACAUCAAGCGAAUGCAAACAGAGCCAUUCAAAAGUUUAUCGCCAUUGGUGUUUUAUGAAAAUGGUGAGGAAAGAGGGCCGUUGAUGAAGUGCCCAGAGUGGGUGGUUGACAAGGCUAUUCCGGUCCUGAAGGAAGUGGGCUGUUUACAGGUGCCGCCGGGCUUGUGAGUUUGUCAGCGCUUGGUGAAUGCUUACGGUAUUCAUCUUGUGUCAAUCUUCUAAUGGUGUUGGCUAUGGUGAUUGGAUUGUUCUGGACUGCACUGGAGCUGUGCAAACGGCUCUGGGCAGGUGGAUUGGGAAUGCACUACUUGCAUAUUUAGUCCUGCAGUUCGCUCUUUAUGUUGUUUGUCAACAUACUAUCUCUUAAAUAAAGAGCACAAAAGAGCCAGGAUAUGCCUGGUAUAGUCUUAUUUCCAUCUUAAAUUCAUCUCACAACUCAUACGGAGGACAUGGCGGGAUUACGAUGGAUACUUAUUUGGAUGAGACAACAGACCAAGCAUGUGCUAUGGAAGUGAAAGGAAGGGGCUAGAAUUAAAGUAAACGAUAAUAUAACC